AUGAACAGCAACCAGAGCCACCACGGCCCAUCUGGCGGCGCGCCAUACGACCGCGAUCGCGACAUGGACGAACGGCACCGUGCUAUCCAACACCACGAGGAGAUGGCGAGACGCGACCAGGAGCGUGAGAGAGAGCGCGAGCGGGACCGUGAAGCCGCCGACCGAUUCCAAUCCGCACACCAGAGCAGUGCCGGAUCGAUACCCAUACACCAGCCCGUGGCGUCGCGCGUCACCGGCGCGAUACACAGCCCGGGCGGCCUGCUGGCCAACCAUAACGGCAGCACGUCUGCCAUGUCCAUGGGCGGAGCCCCAGGCCCGAUGCAAAAUUACGGCGGCCCGCCGCCGCCGAAUGACCACGCGCGGCCGCUCCAGCACGGCGCGCAGAGCGUGAGCGGUCCGCAUCCCGGAUACGGACCUAUGCCUCACGGCCAACCCACACAGGGUGGCCCGCCACCUCCUCCCGGCAGCGGCUCCGUAUUUGGUGGCCCUCUGCAGCAGCAGCAGCCGCCACUACCCCCGCAAGACGCUCCGCGACCAGGCCAGCAGGGCGCACCUAUGAUUAAUGUACCGGCGGGUGGCCCUCAGAUGCCAGGUGGCAUAACCCAGGGCCAGCAACCGAUUCUGAACGAUGCUCUGACCUACUUGGACCAGGUUAAGGUCCAAUUCCAUGACCAGCCUGACGUUUACAACCGUUUUCUUGACAUCAUGAAGGACUUCAAAUCUCAGGCUAUUGAUACCCCAGGCGUUAUCAAUCGAGUGUCCGAACUUUUCGCUGGCCAUCCAAACCUUAUCCAAGGCUUCAACACAUUUUUACCCCCGGGAUAUAGAAUCGAGUGCGGCGCUGGUAACGAUCCUAAUACCAUUCGAGUCACCACGCCAAUGGGUACGACGGUCCAAAGCAUCGCUGGACGAGGUGGCCCUCCCGAUGGCCACGGGCCUAGCCAGUCCAUCUUCCCUGAGCGUGGCGGUCAGUGGGCUCAGCGCUCACCGGAAGCCAACUUCAGCGCCCCCGCCCAGAAUGGCGGUAGCCUCUUUGUGCAAGCAGCCGCCCAGAGCGGCGGAUAUGAGGCCACGGGACAUCGCGCCGGUUCCCAAGCACCUGGAUCCGUCGGCGCUAAUGUCGCAGCUGGGCGUAGCACGCCUGGCCUGGCUGGCGUCAAUGGUGCUGCUGCCGCCGCGGCGGCCCAAGCCGGUAUGGAGCGACGUGGCCCUGUUGAAUUUAACCACGCCAUCAGCUACGUCAACAAGAUCAAAAAUCGAUUCCAAGACAAGCCGGAAAUAUAUAAGCAGUUCCUAGAGAUUCUGCAAACGUACCAGCGGGAGCAGAAGCCUAUUCAGGACGUAUACGCGCAGGUCACCACGCUCUUCAAUGCUGCCCCCGACUUGCUGGAGGAUUUCAAGCAAUUCCUCCCAGAGACUGCAGGGCAAGCAAAGACGGCCAGCGGCCGAUCUGAAGAUUCCAUGGGAGCCAGCGCCGGGCAGCAGGCUGGUGCCAGAGACGGGCAAAAAAUGCCCCCUCUGGGCAGCUUUGCUCCUCCGGCCAGCGCCAGUAAAGAUAAGAAACGCGCGAGAAACGAAAAGUCAGCUGCUGGAGGAGUUCCUUUGCUUGCGGAGGUUACAUCGCAGCCUCGUCUACAAGCUGCCGUUGUCAAUGGUAAGCGGCCAAAGUUGAGUCAUGCCCGUGGCACUGCAGAAGGCUCGUCAAUCGAGCCUACCUUGACGCCGGUCAUGCCCGAGCCAUACCCUCCUCGAGCUUCCGGUACAUCAAAUAUGGAGGAGAUUGCAUUCUUCGAAAAGGUUAAGAAAUUUCUUAGCAACCGCUCGUCGAUGAACGAGUUCUUGAAACUUUGCAAUCUCUUCAGUCAGAACAUUAUCGACAGAAACACGCUCUUCCACAAAGGCUUAGUCUUCAUCAGUUCUAGCCCCGACCUGACGACAUUCUGGAAAUCGUUUGUGGGCGUUGAUACUCAGGAUGUAAUGAUCGACAACCGUCCUGCACCCCCUACCGAGAAGCUCUCUCUCAGCAACUGCCGAGGGUAUGGCCCCAGCUACAGACUUUUGCCGAAAAGAGAGCGUCUUAAGCCUUGCAGCGGCCGCGAUGAACUUUGCAAUUCCGUACUGAACGACCAGUGGGCCUCGCACCCAACCUGGGCCAGCGAAGACUCUGGAUUCGUUGCCCAUCGCAAGAACCAGUUUGAAGAAGGCCUCCAUCGCAUCGAGGAAGAGCGCCACGACUAUGAUUUCUACAUCGAGGCCAACCUCAAGUGUAUUCAGCUCCUGGAGCCUAUUGCUCAGCAGAUGCUGGUCAUGACGCCGUCUGAGCGAGAGUCUUUCCACAUGCCUGGCGCUCUUGCCGGUCAGAGCACCUCAAUCUUCAAGCGUAUAUGCAAGAAGAUUUAUGGUGAGCGCGGAAUUGAUGUCGUCAAUGACAUGUAUAGCCACCCGUUUGAUGUUGUUCCCGUAUUGCUGGCCAGAAUGAAGCAAAAAGACGAGGAGUGGCGCUUCUCACAGCGAGAGUGGGAGAAGGUGUGGCACGCACAGACCGAGCAUAUGCAUCUCAAGAGUCUCGACCAUAUGGGCAUUCUUGUCAAGUCAACCGAUAAGCGCAAUCUCACCGCCAAGCACCUGGUUGAUGUCAUCAAAACCAAGCACGAGGAGCAGCGCCGCGAGAGGGCACUCAAAGGCAAAGCUCCUCGUUAUCAAUUCGUCUGGGACUUUUCUGACAAGGAUGUCGUUAUGGAUCUCCUUCGGCUGAUGAUGCUUUACAGCAUGCACAAUGGCCAGCAUAGUACGCAAGAAAAGGAGCGAAUCUUGGAGUUUUUUGAAAUGUUCAUCCCCGCCUUCUUUGACCUUCCUGAAGAUGUCGUCCAGGAGCGUCUACCGCGGAUGCAGCCGGACUCUGGCGAGGAAGAGAUCGAAGAUAAUACGCCUGCUGAGUUGACAAAUGGCCGCAGCCGCAGGAACGGAAAGAAGGGCGAUCUGCUUAGAGGGGUUCUCGAUCCGGGCCGCAUCGGCAGCAAGCCCCGAAACCAUAAGGAGGAUAGCACGUCAGGAAGCAAGGAGACUACACCCGAUGUCAACUCGGCGAAUGACGAGGAAAUGGCCGACGUGCCUGAUGAAGCUCUUGCGCCUGACCUCUCCAACGAGCGAUGGAUGCCGAGUAUGCCAAAGCCUGUAGUGACUGGUUCUGACAGCGGUUUGUUGGACGGCGACGGCGAGCUGAAGGCCGAUGGGUUCUUUAGCCGACCUUGGUAUAACUUCUUUUGCAACCAGACGGCGUUUGUGUUCUUCAGCAUCUUUCAUCAAGUAUACGAGCGUCUGCAUGAUAUCAAGGGCAGCCCUGAGAGGGUUUCCAAGGAAAUUGGGCGUCUGAGCCGCCCCAAGCCUGCCAGAGACAUUGGCUUCACCGAGAACCAUAUGGCGUUUUUCGAUGCCAACGAAGACCCUGCUGCUUUCUGGCCCAAAACCAUGGAGCUCAUUGAGGAGUAUAUUACUGGUGACAUUGAUGAGAAUCGUUACCAGGAUGUCAUGAGACACUAUUAUCUGCGCAACGGCUGGAAACUCUACACUAUCCAAGAUCUUCUUAAGACGCUGUGCCGACUUGCUCUCACUUGCAGCAGCACCGACGUCAAGGAGAAGACCCCUGACCUCAUCCAGCAAUAUCUCAACAGCCGCGAGAAGGAGGAGACAAGCUACCAAACAGAGAUAAGUGCCCGGAAGUUUGCGGAAAAGUGUGUCAAGGACGGUGAUAUUUUUGUGAUUUGUUGGUUUCCUCAGAAAGCAGAGGCAACCGUCCGCUGGCUGCAGCGCGACGAGACUACCUUUUACAUGGACGAGCUAAAACUCCGUGAGAGGUGGCAAUACUACAUUUCAUCAUUUAUCCGCGUUGAGCCUACGGAGGGUGUUGCCCGCUCGCGACUGCAAAAGGUGGUGCUUACUAGGAACCUGCCAUCGGGCGAUGCCGAGUCUGACGGGGAGAGCAUCCCCAAGCCUCUUUCCUAUGACGAAGGCUUGUCAAUCUCUAUCUGUCUGACGAGCUCCAAGAUGAUUUGGGCGCCGGGCACCUCGGAGUACUUCAUCUACGACAACGGACCGAAAACCAAGGACCAGCGCGAGCGCCGCGACAAGUUUGCCGCGGCCCUGAGCACCCACCGCGAGAGCAAGCUCCUGGAGAAGUGGGUGCACAACCCGGCUUGGACCAAGGACAUGAGCCCCGAGGAAGUCCAGGAGCAGAACAAGAACUUUCGCAAGUGGAUGGACGACGGCAUCGCGCCCCCGUCGGCGGACGCAGACGCGGAGAUGCAUUAG
Cordyceps militaris CM01 is the source of this 4308-nucleotide messenger RNA. RefSeq names its product Histone deacetylase interacting. The record is from RefSeq and is a predicted model, not a curated record. Bases 1 to 4308 code for a protein of 1435 amino acids. Gene Ontology annotation, biological process: negative regulation of transcription by RNA polymerase II. Gene Ontology annotation, cellular component: chromatin; Sin3-type complex. Gene Ontology annotation, molecular function: transcription corepressor activity. NCBI's taxonomy places the organism in Eukaryota, Fungi, Ascomycota, Sordariomycetes, Hypocreales, Cordycipitaceae. The transcript has 4 exons.